UCCUUGAAGAAAAGAUCAGAUUGGUGAUAGCUUAUGAACUAGUUUUCAUCUCUCGACGUGUAACACAUGCUUGUCCUGUGUUCAUCAAACUAAAUGACUAUAACGAAUCAGAAGGAAAGGGUCUUGUAGGAACAGUGUUCGAGUCGCUGUGAUUGACUGGGAAACCGUUCUCCUCCUCUGCGAUUAUUCCAGCGUGGAGGAACUCGUCAAACAAAAGCUUAAGUUUGGGGUCUUCUCCAGCUAAAACUAAACGCCUGUUUCCUCCCUGCAGUAGUUCUUCCCCGGCUCUAAUUGCCGCUAUGUACUUUGAGAAGCAGAGCCCCACAGGAGUGCAACGCAAGAGGAGAUUCUCCUCCUGCAUCCCCUGCUUCCUCGGCUCUCCCGUCUCCGACUCCGACGCGUCGCAGCGGCCGCCCGCCGACGCCCGGUCCAGGCGCAGGCACUCGGCGUGGUACUCACGUUGCAGGCUUCGGAAGGAGGAGGAGAUGACGGAGACCGCCCAGCUCGACGCUUCUGCCAGAGCCGCGGCCGACGCUAAGGUGACUACUGCGGCCAAAGACAGCCUCUCCAAGAAGUCUUCUGCCAAGGAUCGAAGAGACAGCAUCGAGCAACAACAAGAACAAGCUUUGAGGCGUCACACAAAUCCCCGUUCUCAGCACACGAGUCUUCCCAGCAUCUCGCCCAAAUACAAUGCUCGUAGAGCACCAAUUCCGCGUUCGACCCGAACCAAGUCCAAAGGCAACGAACCCGUGACAGCCGAGCACAUUCCCGGUACCUCCUCCGAUGACUCGGCUCGAGCCGCCGCCGCGCUUGAGCCAUUUGUCGGCGUAGGGGUCAUGGUGGUUAUAUUGGCCGUCUUGGUCUUCUCCGGCCGAGCCGCCGCCGUCGUCUACUUGUGUUGUUCCUUGUUCAUAUUGCAUCUCUCGAGGGUGAUGUCGACGAGACCAGCAGCAGCUCACGAUGAGAUCGCAUCGAGAGAGGUUGAUAUGGACUCCGAUGAGUACAAGAAGAGGGUGAUCUUAGAGGGUUUGCUACAGCGUGACGGUCGAAGGUCAUCGAGCACUAUCGUUCUCGACAAUACUUGAGUUUGUAUGAAUUUUGUUUUAAGAUUUAUUCUACCAUACUAAUUGUAGCAUCGAAACAUACAUUGAAAUCAAAAUAAAAUGCAUGCAAAUUUGCACUUUAAGACCUCCCAAAGUGACAGAUUCAUGCGUACAUGGUUGUCGGUGACGGGAAGCAGGUUUCAGGUUGACACGCCUUAGCUCUCACUGCAGCAGGACCACAAACUCUCCCGAAAUGAAUGCUGUCUGAAACUGACAGUGCUCGGCACAUUUUAAUGGUGGGGAAGAGAGGAAAAGAAGCUCAUCUGUGACUUGGUUGCUGCGCUUCUCUCCAUCAUCAAUGUUACAGUGACUUGGAGAGACAGCUCUCGACUCUUUCAGUGUAAUUAAGAGACCUGUUGGCGUCGUUGGCGAUACCGGUGCGGCAUCCCAGUCGUGAGGUUCUGGCCGGCAAUGCUGGCGACCUACCACAUCAUCUCGGCGAUCCCGGAACUGAUACGGCACGAUAUGUUCCUUCGCAGGUGCAUGAUCCAUGCUUUAAAGCUCGAGCUUCAAUACUGGCUUGGUUCUCCUCACUCGCGAUCAUAGCCAAUCCUCUCUACCAUCGCUCUCACUGCGAGCAAGUCGCACGAGAGCUGAUGUUAGCAGGCCAAGCGAAGCUGAGCUCGAAGGAAUUGCCGCGGUUGGUGGGGGGUCAUGCUUCCCAGAAACUAAGAUUUGUGGUCUGGCUUCGAGUUCUGGUCAAUUCCUUCCCCGGAGAAGAGGUUGAUCACCACAGCGAACAUCCUCCGCUGCUGAGGCUCCUCGCACACGAUCGAAUUCCCCAGGCUCUGCCAAUUGGGCCGUUGAUAGGUCAUGACGUCAACGAAGGUAGAUGCGAGCUGAGCUUGCGGGAGAACGACCAUGACUGUUUGGAAUAGC
Musa acuminata AAA Group (dessert banana) is the source of this 1982-nucleotide messenger RNA. RefSeq lists its product as uncharacterized. The record is from RefSeq and is a predicted model, not a curated record. The transcript is spliced from 2 exons. The coding region runs from base 300 to 1085 and encodes 261 amino acids. Lineage: Eukaryota; Viridiplantae; Streptophyta; Magnoliopsida; Zingiberales; Musaceae.